CUGUUUGAAAUUAAAUAAGAUAAAAAUGUACACAAUUAAGCUCUUUCUUUUUAUUGCUCCUCUAGUUUUUUCUUCCACAACUGACCAAGACUAUGCAUCAUCUGAUUCUGUAUCUCCACAGCCAAAAUCAAGAUUUGCUAUGUUAGAUGAUGUAAGAAUUUUAGCCAGUGGCCUUCUUCAGUUAGGACAAGGUCUUAAAGACUUUGUCCAUAAAACUAAGAGCCAAAUUAAUGACAUAUUUAAAAAACUCAACAUAUUUGAUCAGUCUUUUAUUGACCUAUCACUGCAAACCAAUGAAAUCAAAGAAGAAGAAAAGGAACUUAGAAGAACUACAUCCAAAUUACAAGUCAAAAAUGAAGAAGUAAAGAAUAUGUCACUUGAACUCAAUUCAAAACUUGAAAGCCUUCUAGAAGAAAAAAUUCUGCUUCAACAAAGAGUGAGGUAUUUGGAGAAGCAAUUAACCAAUUUAAUUAAAUAUCAACCUGAAUGUCAGGAACACCCAGAAGUAACUUCAUUUAAAACUUUUGUAGAACAGCAAGAUAAUAGCAUCAAAAGCCUUCUUCAGAUCGUGGAAGAACAAUAUAGACAAUUAAACCAACAGCACAGUCAAAUAAAAGAAAUAGAAAAUCAGUUAAGAAGAACUGGUAUUCAAGAAUCCACAGAAAAUUCUCUUUCUUCUAAAUCAAGAGCACCAAGAAGUACUCCCUCUCUUCACUUAAAUGAAACAAACAAUGUAGAACAUGAUGGUAAGGUAAUUUGUACCACCAUUUAUAACCAAGGCAAACAAACAAGUGGCAUCUAUUCCAUUAGACCCAGCAACUCCCAAGUUUUUAAUGUCUACUGUGAUGUUAAACCAGGUAAUUCAUGGACAUUAAUUCAGCACCGAACAGAUGGAUCACAAGACUUCAAUGAAACUUGGGAAAACUACAAAUAUGGUUUUGGGAAUCUUGAUGGAGAAUUUUGGUUGGGUCUAGAGAAGAUAUACUCCAUAGUAAAGCAAUCUAAUUACAUUUUACGAAUUGAGCUAGAAGACUGGAAAGACAGCAAGCAUUAUAUUGAUUAUUCUUUUCACUUGGGAAAUCAUGAAACCAACUACACGCUACAUCUAGUUGAGAUUACCGGCAACAUCCCCAAAGUACUCCCGGAACACAAAGAUUUGGUGUUUUCUACUUGGGAUCACAAAUCCAAAGGACACUUCAACUGUCCAGAAAGUUUUUCAGGAGGCUGGUGGUGGCACGAUGUAUGUGGAGAAAACAACCUAAACAGUAAAUAUAACAAGCCAAGAUCAAAAACUAAGCCAGAGAGAAGAGGAAUAUCUUGGAAGUCUCAAAAUGGAAAGUUAUACUCUAGCAAAUCAACCAAAAUGUUGAUCCAUCCUACAGAUUCAGAAAGAUCUGAACUGAGGCAAAUUAAAAAGCCAAUAAAUUAAACAUUAAAAUC
Pteropus alecto (black flying fox) is the source of this 1440-nucleotide messenger RNA. RefSeq names its product angiopoietin like 3 (gene ANGPTL3). The record is from RefSeq and is a predicted model, not a curated record. The coding region runs from base 26 to 1429 and encodes 467 amino acids. Gene Ontology annotation, biological process: cholesterol homeostasis; triglyceride homeostasis; phospholipid homeostasis. Lineage: Eukaryota; Metazoa; Chordata; Mammalia; Chiroptera; Pteropodidae. The transcript has 7 exons.